CGAUGGGCCAAAACGUGAGCGCCGAUGCGACCGAUAUCAUUCAAUUCAGAAAAAUGGUCAAGUACACGUACUACAACAACCUUGACAAACUUCAAAAGGAAACGUUCGAUCAAGCCGUUGGCUUCCAAAUUUCUCGCGCGAGCUAUCUAGAACUAUGCAAUCGUACUGAAGGGCGAAUCGAUGCGAUAGCUGACUCGAGAACCAAGGCAGCAAAGCUCGACAAACACCUGAACGAAAAGAUGGAUUUCUUUGCAGCCGUCGAGGAAGGCAAGAUCGUGCUCGGCGAUACGCUGCUGCAUGUCGCCGUGCGUUUGGGCCACGUGGAGAUCAUUGGGUACUGGCUGGACAACGGAUUGAAAGAAAACGUGCCCAACUUUCGAGGGGAAUUCGCACAUCAAGUAUGCACCCACCCAGCCAUCCAAUUGCUCAUGGACGACGUCGUCUUGGUUCACGACGUGCUCGGGUUUGACUACGAAGACGAAGCCAAGGUGCAUCGCAUUGUGCGCAGCUUGAGGCGGAUGUGGCCUAUGUGGAUGUUUGACACCACUGAAACCGCACUGUUGGUCAAAGUCGUCGGCGACGUCCGCAGUUCCCAUCCAUUCCUAAACAAGUACCUCAAGAUCGCCAACACGUUGGCCGACCGGUACCGCAGUCGAGUGAUCCAUCUAUGUCUCCCCGUGGCCAUCGACUUGCUUCGAGAAAACGACACCAAGGCGUACGAUGCCAAGAAGGCGCUUCUAGCGUGGCCAACCACUGAAAAGUUGCACUUGAUGUGGGAUGUGCUCCAAGCGACGUUUCCCCAGUGGAAACACCAAAACGACGUGGAAAAGGACGUCGCGUACCUCCGGUUUGUGGAAGACGCCAUGUCUGCAUGCAUCGCCAUGGCGGACGACCUGCGGCUCUACCACCGCGACGCCGCGCCCGUGACGUCGGACGUGCUGCAGACGUUUGACCGCCAGAUUUGGAAAUCAAGACUCGCCCCUGACGCCGACGCCGUGGACGAUCUUUGCGCGCACAUCGACGGCGUCCAAGCGUUUGUACGCGCCACCAACCUCAAAGCGUAGCCGUGUUCGUACUUGAUGCCCAUGUUCAGUACCCCCCCGCCUCUCCUUGGCUGACAUAAGAAGGUUUUCAUUCCAUCUACGAUUCCUAAUACUAAUACAUUUUAGAUAGAGAAUCGCCAAAUCGAUCGAUCGAUUCUUUAUACUACUUCGAAGUAUAAAGUUUGUUUGUAAAAGGUUGCUUGGUUCCACACUAAUUGAAGU
This is a messenger RNA of Aphanomyces astaci, 1265 nucleotides long. RefSeq lists its product as hypothetical. The annotation marks the transcript as partial. Gene Ontology annotation, molecular function: protein binding. The transcript has 12 exons. Lineage: Eukaryota; Oomycota; Saprolegniomycetes; Saprolegniales; Verrucalvaceae. The record is from RefSeq and is a predicted model, not a curated record.